AUGUCGAAGAUUGAAGGGAUAGACCCACGUGUUAAAUCAUACCUCUAUAAUAUUGGCUAUCAUAGAUGGCCAAGAGUACAUGCAACGGUGAAUAGAACUUGGACUAUGACAUCAAACAUUACCGAGUCGUUGAAUGCUGUAACAAAAGAGGCAAGCGAGCUGCCAAUAUUUGAUCUAUUAGAGUAUAUGAGGACACUUCUUGAACGUUGGACAAAAGAGAAGUUAUUGAAGGUGAGGGCUUUAACAGAUCAUAUCCAUACUGUGAUAGAUGGUGUGAAGUGGUACAUUGUGUGUCUUGAAAGCAAGAAAUGUAGUUGUGACCAGUUCCAACUUGAUGAACUUCCAUGUCUGCAUGCUUUGGCAGCUCUAAGGCACAGGAAUGAAACUUAUGAAAACUAUUUCUCUCCGUAUUACACAAGGGAGAGCCUGCUGCGUACAUAUGAAAUACCAGUAAAUCCCCUUCCUGAUAAAAGCGAAUGGAAUGUGCCACAACAUAUAUCUGAUGAAGUAGUAAAUCCACCUACGGGAGAGAAAAGGCAACCAGGAAGACCUCAAAAGGAAAGAUACAAAACAUAUGAUGAACUAAAGUCAAAGAAGUACAAGGUGUCAUGUGACAACUGUGGAGAUAAUGAAGAACAUGUGCUGUAA
Molecule: messenger RNA, 648 nt
Organism: Nicotiana tabacum (common tobacco)
Lineage: Eukaryota; Viridiplantae; Streptophyta; Magnoliopsida; Solanales; Solanaceae
Source: RefSeq, a predicted model, not a curated record